UAUGGUACUCCUAUAGACCUUAUUAGCCCUCUAUGGGGACUUAACGUAAGAUUGUCUAAAUGAAAUGAGUUAUAUUUUAUGAUUUCUUAACGAUUUACUCAUAGGCUAAUGUCAAGUUUAAGUUGUAAGUUUCUGUAGGAUCUCAUUGCUGUAGGCUACAGGAUGCCUGUAUCCGGUAUCCUGGCAUACUUUAUCCUAAGACUGUCUGGUUCAAUGAUACUGUAUGAUUUCUUAAUGAUUUCACAGAAGGUAUAGGUACGGCAAUUUAAUCUAUAACCUUAUAGCCUAGGCUAGGCUAUAGCCCCAUAUCCUAGGAUAUUUUUUCAAUUUAUCAAAAGACGAGAGUAGAGGAGAAUUUAUGCUACAAAAUAAGUGGUGCAAAUUGUGUCUUUCACCAGUUUUUGUCGUUUAUUUUUACAGGUAUUCUCUUACUUACAUGGGAUUACUAUGAGAUUCAGGGUCUCUGUAACAUGGUUUUUUGGACUUUGCUCCUUGUCAAAGCAUCGGAUGUAGCUGAAAGUUGACGUAUGUAUAUUUUACAACCACACACAAAUUUUGUCAGCAUUAUCAAUAACCUAAACCCGAUAGUUUUAAUUUUUAUAGAGUAAAAAUGAUCUAGCCGACGCCAUGGCCAAUGAUUACGAGCCAAGAGUCGAAAAACACUCAUUACGUAAGCAAGGUAAGUAAGCGCCUUUUGACUAAAUGUUGCACCGCCCAUCCACCAGACAGAAAUGCCGUCGGCUCUGAAACCCAAAGACUUUAUGAAUGGCGGAACGAUACAUAGAUGUGGGGUAUCAGUGCUAGCAUAGUAAUACUACUGUAGCAGUAGUGCCGCAACAGUAUAGCAAUAAUAUACAUGAAUUAAACGUUUAGACCAACUGCUGGGAUCCUUGAGGAUCAUUUAGCACUUCUUACAACUACUCGAGAAAUUAGUUUUUAUAGCCAGAAGUUAAAUUUUCUAAUCCAACAAUGCCCAUGGUAGCCUUAAGUGUUAUCCUGAAUUAUAACGAGGCGAAAGUGGGUGGAGCCUCAUGAAGUCCCCAUUCUGACGAUAAUUAUUGGUGAAGGUUUAAAGCCAAUAUACGGUACCGGCUAUUUUUUUUCAGUAAAUAGGUUUGAUAGCCAAUAAAUAAAAAUUGCUUAACAUUGGAUAUAGCAGUUAUCAAAUCAAGCUUGUCUACUAUGUUUUUGGUAAUUACCAACUAUUCCCUACAUCUUGUCAAUCUUAUUGUGACCUAUAAAGUAGAAUGUAAUUUCUUUGGAAACUUAUUUUGGGAGUUAGACUAAUAAUCGAAGUGUUUUUGUAUUUAUUAACAUAUUUUGUUGGUUUGUUCAUUAUGACAAUUAUCAGUGGGGAGGUUCCAGAGUUCAUAAAGGUGUACUGCUUUGCUUGUAUUUAAAUUUGUAUGUCAUUGUUGCCAGAGGUUUAGCCUUCGUUACGUAUAGCCAAUCAUCCAUCGAGAAAGAGGGAAGAAAUGAUGUAAUAAGUUACGUAACGAGUGCGUUCGAAACCUUUUCUCUGAGUAAGUUGGCCCGUCUUCAAAAAAGGUCACUUUUACAUUAUAAGUACCAAAUUUAUUCAACCUACGUAAUGCAGAAUACACUCAAAAUUUAUGUGUUGACAUAAUAUGUAUUCUGAAUAAGCGUUAUAUUUAUGAAAUGCAUAGAUAAAAAGUUAUUGCGAAAAAACUGUGUUACAGAGGCCCUGAAUCUCAUAGUAGGUUCCAAAAAACACAUCGUUUGUUGUAAAAGUCGUAUCUCGAAUAUAGCCUUACCUACACUGGGGUAAUCAGUAUCAUCCUUGCAAAUAUGGUAGCCUAGCCUACACUACACACUAUACUCUAUACAUAUGUGGCAUAGUAAUUACUUAAAUCAGCUAAUUCUCUACAUUCAAUGCAGUUUGACUUAUGAUAAUUCAGUACAAAGUGAAAUUGAAUAACACUAACAAGAGUUAGCCUAGCGUAGGGGAAAGAACCGAGUGGACUAGCUGAUCCAGCCUUGGCCGCUUGUUGAUACACCCUCUGAAAAAGUGCUUUAACACGUUCUGACACCGGAGAUGGGUACCAAUCACGAGUCAUUGGUGGUGAGAGCAACACCUUGAGACCUAUAAUCUCCUUUCAAAAUUCUCCCUCAGAAGAACCUUCCUUCCUUCGGCAGUUUUGAGCAGCAUCAGGAUUUUAGGAAUGCAUGUUAUUUAAUGAUACUACAUGGAACAUUACCAAUAGCAGCUCUUAAAGUGUAAGAGACAACAGUGAAUUAUUGUAGUCCUCCUUUAAAAAUUACAAGUUAAAUCUGUCCUGAAUAUUAGAUUCAUACAUCAGCAGUGAAAUCUGGUUGUAGUCCUUUAAGAUAUUUUAAGAUAUUUUACAUAAGUUAUAACAGAUUUUAUUGUGUAAUCAUUUGUAAACAAUUUUGUGUUAAGAGUUGUCAAUUGAAAACGUUGUCAUUAUAAAACAGGACAGGACAAAAGGCUAAAAUGAAUCCAGAACAUACUUUAGAAUUACAUUUGAAAAUUGAAGCUGAAGGUGCAUUAUCACUACCUUCCAUAAGUCAAGAAAAUAGCAACAUGGCUGCCUUUAGGGACACCAGUGAUGGUGACUUUUUGUCUCUGGAUCCAUUGAUGGACAUCAAAAUAGAGCCAGAGGAAUACAGUGAGCCUAAUAAAGAUGAUGAAUAUUCAUAUGAAUUGAAUUCAGUAGUGAAUGAAAAAGAUCCACUAAUUUGCAAAAACGAAGUAAAACAAGAAAGAAGGAAUUGUCAUAACGGAGAGAAGGCUUUCAGAUCCACUGACUGUGAGAUAGCAUUUUAUAAGAAACUUAAUGUUACAGGUCACAUCACAAAUCCUACCAGAGAGAAAAUAUUCAUGUGCAAUGAAUGUGAGAAAACAUUUUCCAGAAAAGAUACUCUUACACAUCAUAUUAAAAUACAUAUGGGAGAGAAGCCAUUCAUGUGCAACGAAUGUGGGAAAGCAUUUUCCAGCAAACAAGCUCUUACAUAUCAUGUGAGAAUGCAUAUAGGAAAGAAGCCAUUUAUGUGCAAUGAAUGUGGGAAAGCAUUUCCCAGGAAACCAGAUCUUACAGUUCAUAUGAGAAUACAUACUGGAGAGAAGCCAUUCGUGUGUAUGGAAUGUGGGAAAGCAUUUUCAAGUAAGCAAUCUCUUACAUAUCAUAUGAGAAUGCAUACAGGAGAGAAGCCAUUCAUGUGCAGGGAGUGUGGGAAAUCAUUUUCCAGGAAACCUGUACUUACACUUCAUAUGAGAAUGCAUACAGGAGACAAGUCAUUUAUAUGCAAGGAAUGUGGGAAAGCAUUUUCCGGGAAACAUGCUCUUACUGUUCAUAAGAGACUGCAUACUGGAGACAAGCCAUUCAUGUGCAAUGAAUGUGGGAAAGCAUUUUCCAGUAAGCAAGCACUUACAUAUCAUAUGAGAGUGCAUACAGGAGAGAAGCCAUUCAUGUGCAGGCAGUGUGGGAAAGCAUUUCCCCAGAAGCAACAACUUACCAAUCAUACAAGAAUUCAUACCGGAGAAAAACCAUUCAUGUGCGAGGAAUGUGGGAAAGCAUUUCCCAGGAAACAAGCUCUUACAUAUCAUAUGAGAAGGCAUACUUGAAAGAAUUCAUGCUGAAGAAACCCCGUAGGCGUGUAGUGCCAUCAAUGCACCUCAUGCGGGGUAAUGUAGGUAUUACUUAAGGAUAUUUACAGUAUUGGUCCCUUGUUGCAACGACUUUGACUGUUUCUACUAUACUUCUGUUCAUAUUCUCUUUGUUCUAUCUUACUUUCCACCCUCUCCCACUUUUGAACUUUUGAAGCUUUGCAACUUGCAUGUGAAGUUAUAGUGCUGAAUGUGACUGUGUAAUAGUUAAAUUUGAAUCAUUGACAGUGCUUUUAUUUGCUCUGAUAAAGACUGUGAAUUGCCUAAGGGCCCCUCUGUUCAGAUUUUCUCUGGUUUGCGCAUGCGCAGUGAGAACCAUCAUGGCUACGUCAACAAAUUUGGAACAGGUGAUUGAGGAGCUCAGGGUAAUUGAACCAUCGCUUGAAAACCCCACUUGGGACUACCUUUUUAAAAAAAUUCAAUGAAGCAGAACUACAGAAACAUUACUGACAUCUAGGAUUUUCGAAAUUGUGAGUAACAAAAGAUAAACUAGUAGAUAUGGUAAUAGGGCAUCAAUAUUCUACAUCCAAGGAGAGUUUCCUGCAAAGACCAAGAAAUGGACUGGCUUGAAAAUGUCCAAUUAGAGGUAGAAAAAAUAAGAGAGCUCAUGAAUAAGAAAGACCUGGAAAUAGAAGAAUUGAACACUGCAAUAAAAUCAGCUCACAUAACUGGAUGAUCGUAUCUCUUCAAUGGAAGAGCAAGUUCGGGAGAGAGAGGAGAGAAGAUUGAAUGUGCUGUAUACAUCAGGUGAAAAAAUUCUACUGAUUGGUGAUGAAAGUUUGAGGGAUAUCAAGAAGACGGAUUGUGAGGACGAUUGUGCUAUCAGAACGAUACUGGAGGUUACUUUGGAUUUGACAAAAUGUUGGGUAGAUGAAAAACUUUCUUGGACACCAGAUAAGUGUAUAAUAUAUUGCGGAAUACACGACUUGAUGGAAAAUUGAAAUGUAGAUAUUGUAUUAGAUAAAUUGGGCUGUCUAGUCACUAAACUAAGAUAUAAAAAUAUUGUAAUGAACAUUUAUGAGCUCGUGCCAUCUUUGAAUGCUGAUCUAAAUUCUGUUAUUGAAGAAUACAAUGUAAAAUUGAUGGGAUGGGGUCAUGCUAAUGGGAUUUCAGUAAUUAAGACUAAUUUAAUGUUCAAAUUUGGCAAAGGAGACAUUGAUGAACUGUUUUAAGGAAUAAAAAUUCUGGGAUAUUUUUGAAUAGGAGUGGGGUAGUACGACUGCUUUCUGCACAGAAAAAACACUAACAGCAAUGAAACCUAUAUACCAAAAUUGCCAUUUAGUCACUUCAAUAAUGCAAUUAAAAACAAGCAAAAGCUUACACCUCUGUAUUCCCGAAAUCAAGAAA
This is a messenger RNA of Macrobrachium nipponense, 4996 nucleotides long. RefSeq names its product gastrula zinc finger protein xLCGF3.1-like. Gene Ontology annotation, molecular function: DNA-binding transcription factor activity, RNA polymerase II-specific; RNA polymerase II cis-regulatory region sequence-specific DNA binding. The record is from RefSeq and is a predicted model, not a curated record. Gene Ontology annotation, cellular component: nucleus. Bases 2477 to 3607 code for a protein of 376 amino acids. Gene Ontology annotation, biological process: regulation of transcription by RNA polymerase II. The transcript has 2 exons. NCBI's taxonomy places the organism in Eukaryota, Metazoa, Arthropoda, Malacostraca, Decapoda, Palaemonidae.